AUGCAGAGCACGGCGUUAUGGAGCGGGACACCCUCAAUCAAGGGCUCGACAGAGGCCGUUCGCAUGUGCUUGCUCACGUUCUCUCUAAUUGGACUGCAGUUCACCUGGGGCAUUGAAAUGACAUACGGCACCCCUUAUCUCCUUCAACUCGGUCUCACCAAAUCGAAAACGUCUCUCGUCUGGAUUGCAGGUCCACUCUCGGGCUUAAUCAUGCAACCUGUCGUUGGCGCAUAUGCGGAUAAGUCUACAUCAAGAUAUGGCAGACGGAGGCCAUACAUGAUCAUUGGUGCAAUCACUACGGGCAUAGGAUUGCUCUUGCUCGGUUGGACAUCCGAAGUUGUGGGAAUAUUCGUCCCAGAAGGAGAGACUAAGAAAGCUGUUACGAUCUUGCUCGCCAUUCUGUGCAUCUAUGUUGUCGACUUCUCGAUUAAUGCAGUGCAAGCCUGCUGUCGCAGCUUGAUUGUUGAUACACUCCCAAUCUCCCAACAACAAGCAGGAUCGGCUUGGGCAUCCAGGCUUACUGCAGCUGGACACCUCGCCGGCUAUUUCAUCGGCACGCUGGAUUUGGUGAGUAUAUUCCCGCCUUGGUUGGGAGGAGACACCCAGUUUAAGAAGAUGACGGUAAUAUCUGCACUGGCACUGUGGAUUACAGUGGGCAUAACAUCUUGGGCGGUCACUGAAAGGGUAAGACUGCUUGGAGACGACGACGAACCCUCCGUGACGGAAGUGCUGUCCGGCCUUUGGCAUAGGACAUUAAAUCUGCCUCCGCGGAUACAAUCGAUAUGCUGGGUGCAGUUCUGGAAUUGGGUGGGUUGGUUUCCAUUCCUCUUCUACUCCAGCACAUUCGUAGGGGAGAUCUUCUAUCGAGAUGAGCAUCCGCCUCCUGAGCCCGGCUCGAAAGACGAGCAUGACGCCCUGGGAAAUAUUGGUAGGCUGGGGAGCUUCUCCUUGGUAAUCUUUUCCCUGGUCACGUUUUGCUCAUCUGUCGUCCUCCCCUAUAUCAUUCGGUCAGUAGAGGCUGAGGAAGAGAAAUUUACGCCUCGGCCGCAUCCUUCACUGCCAAAGCCGGCUCAGUCGUUCUUGGUCAAGCUUUACAACCUGCGACCUGACCUGACGUCCGCGUGGAUGGUGUCGAAUCUCCUCUUUGCCCAAAUCACCAUUGGCGCACCUUUGAUUCGGAGCUUGGUAGCCGCUACUGCAAUGGUCGGAUCCUGUGGGGUCCCAUGGGCCAUAUCAUGCUGGGCCCCUUUCGGUUUACUCGGCAUUGAAAUCAACAAACAGUCCUCAAGUGGACAUACAUACGUUCGUGGGUCCAUUGUACCCGGUUACACUACCAUUCGCGGAAGCAUGGAGGAAGAAGACGGUGAUGUAGAAAUGGAAGAAGCCAGACGAGGACCCAGGCUCAUUUCUGAAAGUGUGCUUAUGCUCAACCAUCGAGAUGGGCAAGAUGAACAUUCUUCCACCGGUGAGCUCGCUGGCAUCUACUUAGGUGUCUUGAAUGUUUACACUACUCUGCCGCAAUUUGUCGGGACGAUGCUGAGCUGGAUUGUUUUCUCCAUUCUCGAGCCAGAUAAGAAUGAUCAUUUGGGUGAUGAAGAUCCUGAUCAUCACCGAUGGCUGAAUCUGAAGAAGAACGCACCGAAUGCUAUUGCUGUUUGUAUGUUCAUCGGGGCGUUGUGUUCUGUGGUUGCUGCGGAAGCUGCCAGACGUCUGAAGAAGCUCGAUUAA
Messenger RNA from Rhinocladiella mackenziei CBS 650.93, 1728 nucleotides. RefSeq lists its product as uncharacterized. Gene Ontology annotation, cellular component: membrane. The record is from RefSeq and is a predicted model, not a curated record. NCBI's taxonomy places the organism in Eukaryota, Fungi, Ascomycota, Eurotiomycetes, Chaetothyriales, Herpotrichiellaceae. The transcript is spliced from 4 exons. The coding region runs from base 1 to 1728 and encodes 575 amino acids. Gene Ontology annotation, molecular function: sucrose:proton symporter activity.